Pyricularia oryzae 70-15 is the source of this 333-nucleotide messenger RNA. RefSeq lists its product as uncharacterized. NCBI's taxonomy places the organism in Eukaryota, Fungi, Ascomycota, Sordariomycetes, Magnaporthales, Pyriculariaceae. The transcript is spliced from 5 exons. Bases 1 to 333 code for a protein of 110 amino acids. The record is from RefSeq and is a predicted model, not a curated record.
AUGUCGAAUCUCGUUUCUUACCACGUGGUGGUCUGCUUUUCCCCAUUUCCAGUCAUGCCAAAGCUCAACUUUAUCGCCAUUACCCUCGGCCUACCUCUUACUGCUUUUGGUUUCGACACAGGUUGCAAAACCUUUGGGCCCGCAAGCGCUUGCUUAUGCCCUAACCCAAAGCUAUCAGUCGUUUGCCCCCCGAGUGUCAUUCUUGGCCCUGAAGGAGCUUGCUGUCCCGACAAGAAGUGCGGAGCUGGCUUUACCAAAAAGAGAUUUGCACAAAUGAGGGGCAGUCCGGAUACGGGCUCUCGUCCUGUGACAAAAGACCUCGAUAGGAUAUAG